AUGAACAAUUCCCUGGAUUAUCUAGCCUAUCCUGUUAUUGUUUCUAAUCAUAGGCAAACCACAACCUUCAAGAAAAAACUGGAUUUCGGCAACUAUGCAUCUCACAAGAAUAGAGUACAAAUAGUGAAGCCGGCAGUUGAUACCAAACCACCGUUGGCCCAUUCACCUCACAUUUUAAAAUUGAGCAAACUACAGAGUGAGCAAAAGAAAAUUGACAAAAUCGAGUAUGAAAAUAAGCAGCUAUGUCAGAAAAUUGCCAAUGCGCAUCGAGGCCCUGCCCAAGUGGACUGCUGGAAUGAAUAUUUAUCCAGAAGCCUAAAUAGAGAAGUAAGGAACCGGGAGCUAGUGAGAAUCACAGUGGAAAACCAGGGCAUUCUGAAGAGGCUGGGUGAUCGCAAACCCCACUAUGACCGCAGGGCAUCGGAGCUAGACUGGCAGAAUUCAAGGCGCUAUAUCAAAAAUACAACAAAAUAUAUCGUCUCACAAGAUGACUAGGCUACACACUGUGGAAAAGACACAAGAAAUUUCCCUGGCCAGGAUGCUGGAUUUUUCUCUUUUUUUUCCUUUUAAUUUUUGGCUGCAUAGUAUC
Dipodomys ordii (Ord's kangaroo rat) is the source of this 589-nucleotide messenger RNA. RefSeq names its product chromosome unknown open reading frame, human C17orf105 (gene Cfap97d1). The coding region runs from base 1 to 495 and encodes 164 amino acids. Gene Ontology annotation, biological process: sperm axoneme assembly. Lineage: Eukaryota; Metazoa; Chordata; Mammalia; Rodentia; Heteromyidae. The record is from RefSeq and is a predicted model, not a curated record. The transcript is spliced from 6 exons.